Octodon degus (degu) is the source of this 2409-nucleotide messenger RNA. RefSeq names its product zinc finger protein 709-like. The coding region runs from base 81 to 2150 and encodes 689 amino acids. The transcript has 4 exons. Gene Ontology annotation, cellular component: nucleus. Gene Ontology annotation, biological process: regulation of transcription by RNA polymerase II. The record is from RefSeq and is a predicted model, not a curated record. Gene Ontology annotation, molecular function: DNA-binding transcription factor activity, RNA polymerase II-specific; RNA polymerase II transcription regulatory region sequence-specific DNA binding. NCBI's taxonomy places the organism in Eukaryota, Metazoa, Chordata, Mammalia, Rodentia, Octodontidae.
GCUGGGCACCCGGUCAGAUUUUCGGAUUUCUACUGACCGCAGGCUCUGUGGAGAGCACCGGGAGACCGUCCAGCCACGCAAUGGCAGUGACAUUUGAAGAUGUAGCUGUGAACUUCACCAUGGAAGAGUGGGCUUUGUUGGAUCCAUCUCAGAAGGAUCUCUUCAGAGAUGUGAUGUGGGAAAACUUUAGGAAUGUGACUGCUAUAGGAAGAAAUUUGGAUGACCAGAAAAUUGAAGAAGAGUACAGAAAUUGUAGGAAAAUUCUAAGAAGCUCAGUGGUAGAUAAAUUCCCUCGAUAUAAAUUAUGGUAUCAGCAUGGAGAAAUGGCUUUUAUAACUCCCAACACAAAUGAACACACGAAACUGCUUGGCACAAAAGAUGAAAGCCUUGCAUGUGAAAAGUCUCUGGUUGGUCAUUCAUCACUAACCAUGCCCAUCCUACAUAACACUGGACUCAAAUCAUAUCAGCUCUGUGAACUUAAGCUGAAGUUGUCUAACUGUAACAGACAUGGGAAAACCUCCACUGACUUUCAGUCUUUACAGAAACAUGCAAGAACAAAUCCUGAAGAAAAGCAAUAUGGAUAUAAACAAGAUAGAAAAUCUUCCUCUGAUUGCACUGAAGGAUGUAACACUGAAGCAGAAUCUUUUGUAUAUAAGCAAGAUGUGAAAGCCAACUAUUCUCAAAUCCAGGAAAGUAAUUACAGUAGGGUGAAUAACUGUGCAUGUACGCAAUGUGGAAAAAGCUUUAAUUCUCAUCAUGAUAAUGAGAAGCAUGAGAGAGUUCACACUGGACCAAAAUCCUCUGUAUGGAAAUCUUUAGAUAAUAUCACUCCAUUUGGUAAUCAUGAAAGUAGUCACACUGGGGCAAAACCGUAUGUAUGUAAUCAAUGUGGGAAGGUUUUCAAAACAAAAAGAGUUUGUCAAAUACAUGAAAGGACUCACACUAGGGAGAAACCCUAUGUGUGUAAGCAGUGUGGGAAAGCUUUCAGCACACACAGUCAUCGUCACAUCCAUGAAAGGACUCAUACUGGGGAGAAGCCCUAUGUAUGUAAGCAAUGUGGGAAAGCUUUUAGCAGGCAGAGCCAUCGUCAGAUACAUGAAAGGACCCACACUGGUGAGAAACCCUAUGUAUGCAAUCAGUGUGGGAAAGCUUUCAGCACACAGGUUCAUCGUCAGAGACAUGAGAGGACCCACACUGGGGAGAAACCCUAUGUAUGUAAACAAUGUGGGAAAGCUUUUAGUACACACAGUUCUUGUCAAACACAUGAACUAUCUCAUACUGAGGACAGGCCCUACGUAUGUAACCAGUGUGGUAAAGCUUUCCGCAAACGCAGUUCUUGUCAAAUACAUAAAAGGACCCAUACUGGGGAGACACCCUAUGUAUGCAAGCAAUGUGGGAAAGCCUUCACCACAUUCAAUUAUUGUCAAAUACAUGAAAGGUUCCACAGUGGGGAGAAACCCUAUGCAUGUAAGCAAUGUGGGAAAGCUUUUGCCACACACAGUUCUUGUCAAAGACAUGAAAGGACUCAUACUGGAGAGAAACCUUAUGUAUGUAAGCAAUGUGGGAAAGCAUUCACCACAUUCAGUUAUUGUCGGAUACAUCAAAGGAUCCAUACUGGGGAGAAACCCUAUGUAUGUAAAUACUGUGAGAAAGCUUUUAGCACGCAGACUCAUCAUCAAGCACAUGAAAAGACUCACACUGGGGAGAAACCCUAUGUAUGUAAGUAUUGUGGGAAAGCUUUCACUACAUUCAGUUAUUGUCAAAUACAUGAAAGGACCCACACUGGUGAGAAGCCCUAUGCAUGUAAGCAGUGUGGGAAAGCUUUCAGCACACACAGUUAUUGUCAGACACAUGAAAGGAUCCACACUGGGGAGAAACCUUAUGUAUGUAAGCAAUGUGGGAAAGCUUUCAGUAGACACAAUUAUUGUCAGGCACAUGAAAGGAUCCAUACUGGAGAGAAACCCUAUGUAUGUAAGCAAUGUGGGAAAGCUUUUAAUACACAAAGUGCUUGUCAAACUCAUGAACGGAUCCACACUGGGGAGAAACCCUAUGUAUGUAAACAGUGUGGGAAAGCUUUCAGCACAAAGAGUAUUUGUCAUAGACACAAACAAACUCACAGUGUGGAAAAACUACAUAACCAAAAUAUGUAACCAAUGUGGAAAAUAAAGCAUUCAAACACAUUGUCAGAUACCUGAAAGUAUUCACAUGGGAGAAACCCUUUGUAUGUACUCACUGCAGGAAAGCUUUGAGAAUGCAUUUGUCAUUAGAGUCAUGAAAAGACACACUGGGGAGAAACCCAUUAUGUAAUCAGUAUGGGAAUGCUUUCAGGAGACAUACUGUCAAAUAUAUGAUAGGAUUCACUGAUGUGAAAGGACAGUGCAGAAGUCGUUUCCUUGUAUGCAAUAUAAA